UUUAAAGGCGAAUCAAAAGCCUAAAUACUUGUCCACACGAUAAAACAUCCUCAAACAAACACAAAAACAUUAAAAUUCAACAAGAAAAAAAUCUCAAGUGCUCAAAAACCCGAAAAAAGUGAAGCUCUUUGUGCUUGUUCGCAUAUUUGGACAAUAAAUUACACUUUUAGCUUAAAUUACGAUAAAAAUCUACAUGAAACAGAUGUGAAUUCCGUGUUAGAGUGAAUGUAAAAGCAGAAGCUGGGCACGAGAGAAAAAUUCUGACGACAACAUCGACGAUGCUGAAUGCACCUGCUGCUUCCAAAAAUACAGCAUAUCAUUAAGACGAGGCACGUUUGCAUGCAUAACAAUGCAAAAAUAACAUACAUGAGUGCAUAACAACAAACAACGCCAACAAUUGUUUACACACAUUCACAUUUCCUGUGCCCUGCUCUCUUUUUUUUUUGGUUUUUCUUUUGUCUUCUCCAUCAUCGACAUCAUAAUCAGUAUCCAAGCAUUGGAAUUUCCGAGACGAUGUCAGUUUUUGCACACGCAAACAUCUAAACCAGCAAUUUAUUUGAAAGACGAAAUAAUCAAUUAAAGAUGAUCCAAAGUGACGCAAAUCCCGACACAGAAUGGCUCGAGACGCUGUUACGCGACGUGCAAUUAGAGCAAUUUUUGACACGCAUCCGAGAUGAGCUCCAAAUCACUCGUUUGGCACAUUUUGACUACGUUCACAGCAACGAUUUGGAGAAAAUUGGUUUAGGAAAGCCCGCUAUUCGACGAUUGCUUGAAGCAGUUCGCAAGAAACAUCGACAACAAUGGCGCAAAAAUAUUCUGUCGAAGCUCAUUGGGGGCGGGAAGCAACAACCUGUGAAAAAAGCAACACAAGUCGCAUCACAACCAGCAUCAAAUCAGGAUUCAGCACUGACUUUGACGUGUCUCAUCCACGAAAAAGACGUAAUUUUAGGUCAAAAAUUGGGCGAUGGGUCUUUUGGCGUGGUUCGACGUGCAGAUUGGCAUGCGCCGGGCAACAAAACGAUCGCUGUCGCUGUAAAAAUCUUAAAACAAGAUACUUUAUCGCAGCCUGGCGUGAUGGAAGACUUCUUUAAAGAGGUUCAAGCGAUGCAUACACUCGAUCAUCCGAAUCUCGUGCGACUUUACGGCGUCGUUUUGGGUCAACCGAUGAUGAUGGUGACUGAAUUAGCACAAAAUGGGUCCCUUUUGGAUUUGUUACGGAAACAAAAUAAACGGACAAGUCUCCCGAACAUCUGGAAAUGGUCGUUGCAGAUCGCCACAGGCAUGGAAUAUCUCGAAACGAAGCGAUUUUUGCACAGAGAUUUGGCAUGUAGGAAUGUUUUGAUUGCUGCCGGAGACAAAAUUAAAAUUGGGGAUUUUGGAUUGAUGCGAGCUUUGCCGCAGGAAGAGGAUUGUUACGUGAUGACGGAACAUAAGAAGGUCCCGUUUCCAUGGUGUGCCCCGGAAUCGUUGCGUUUUCGGCAAUUUAGUCAUGCUUCGGAUACGUGGAUGUUUGGCGUGACGCUUUGGGAAAUGUUCACUUUUGGCGAAGAACCGUGGAUUGGGCUGAAUGGAUCGCAAAUUUUGAGGAAAACGGAUAGAGAAGGAGAAAGGUUGCAUCAUCCGGAUGCUUGUCCGCCAGAUGUUUAUCAACUGAUGUUGCAAUGUUGGGAUAAAGUGCCUCAAGAACGGCCUACGUUUGCUGCGAUCAAACAAUUCCUAUCUGGUGCAAUGCCAACUGUCUUGCAUGCCGUUGUUGACUACACUGAACCAAAUCGUCUCAUCAUGAACGUAAAUGAUGCUAUUGCCAUAAUUGAUGAUCGACCCGAACUGCCCUUCAUAAAAGGACAAAAUUUGGCAACUUACGAGAUUGGAACUUUUCCACGGCAUUGCGUUGAACAACCAUCAUCGACGAGCAAUAAACGAGCAGGAAUCAGUCGACCUCUGCAAGAAUCCUUCCGUCAUACGGGACACGGUUCAGCUUUCGGAAAAUGUUGGGGAAAUCCUUCAGCACUCGACCCGCAAUAUUUAGCUAACAAAAUAACGGGCGAAGGAGUUCAGCUACGAAGCAAAACUCUCGGCAGCAUUCAACACGAUCGAAAAGGAAAAUGCACGUCGGAGCAAUAUGUCAAAGAACGCAGAUUAACGGCACACAAACAAUUCGCCUACAACAAACUCAAAAACGAUCAAGCGAAAAUGCAACAAAAUGUCAGUCCGUCACACGGAAAUGCCAAACAAAAACCCGAAAGACCUCCGAUGCCGAAUAUUGCCAAAACGGAAGAAGGAGUUUUGAUUGAUUUGUCGCCGGAAGAAAGUUCAGCAUUGAGAAAUCUCAAUCAAAAUGCGAAUAAAGCGAAUGUUUGUAUCUUAGAUGAGCCCAUUGACGUUCCCACGCAAGGCACAACAAGUCGAGAUUUUGUUGCGGAGUCAGAAUCUGCAUGGGAAGUUGCCGAUCAAUCGACUCAGCGACGACCUCCGCCAUAUCAGUUUCCGCCAACGUACUCGAAUACGAUGGGAUUGCCACAAAAUUUGCCGCAAGAAGAAAAUGAUCCGUUCAACACGUCGCAUAUCAGUCCAAAUAUGAAUCAGAUUUACGGAAAUUCGGGAUUUCCUGCGCGUCACAUGUCAUUGGGGAGUAUUCAAGGGGACAUUUAUGAAAAUCGAGAGGCGAUUCAGCAGCAGCAGCAACAACAUAGUAUGAUGGGACAGGCUCCCAGAAAUAAUUAUGGAAUGAUUCAGAUGAAACAAUCAACCAGCAUCGAAUUCGAUCAAAUCGCCCAUCGAACGAGUCCCUCGAAGAACUACCAAUCGAUGACAAAUGACUUCAAUACUCAAUCAAUUACCUCACUGACUUCCACAGACUCUGGCGUAGUCUCGCAAAGUACAGUGAACGACGAAUCAAUUAGUGAAUCUCUCACAGUUAACUUAAGCAACAUGAAUCUCGAUGACUCGAACAUCAGCUCAUCAACAACAGCUGCGCAACACGGAACUCCCAAAAAGCUGGACAAAACAUUUUUAGCCGAACUCGAAAAAGAUAUUUACAAAAAUCAAGCAACGAACGUGAAUGACUUCCAAACGGCUUACGGGCACAAAGAGGCAACUGUCAACCAAAUUUCAUCCGUUUUACAAAGCAAACAAUACGAAAGCACGCGAAACAUGAAUUUGAACAAUUAUUCGCCGCAAAAGAUGCAAAACGUCCCGAACGACAAAAAUUUGAUGCAAUCUCGCAAUAAUUACGAAGCUUUUGUGUGCAAAGGAAAUAAUUCACCGAAUGUCUCGCGAAACUUGCAAAAUUCCAAUGAUUGGUCCACGAUGAGUCCAAAUAACAUUUACGGCAAUAAUUCUGUGUUGACAGAGCAAAAUCUCCUCACAAUUUCGACAAUUUCUUCCGUGACGACGUCAACGACGGCACAAUAUCCGCAAUACGGAGCGACGCCGGGAGGAAAUGUUUACAGCAGCGUUGCGGGCGAUUUGUAUGGAAGUGUUGCCGGAGACUUUUAUGAGCAAGUUGCGGAGACCCCGGCGAAUAUUUAUUCGAAUUACGGAGCAAUUCCGAGGCCAAAAAGUAACAUUCAUCAAGCGAAUAGUUGCAGUGCGAUCGAUUUGAGUAACACAAGUCGCGAACUGGGUGCUUUGUAUGACGAAGUUGCUCAUGAUGCGGUUGAUAGUCUUGUGCCGCAUCGAUCAGCUCCCUUGCCUCCGCCAACGACGGGAACAUUGUCGCAUCAACAAAUUCAAAGGAGACUUGAAAAAAUGGCGAUGCAAAAGCAACAAGUGACAGCACUGAUGCAAGAAUUGGGCGAAGAAGCUUCAGAUGCGGAGGCGAGAUUAGCACUGGAAGCUGUCAAUUGGGAUCAUAAUGCUGCAAUAAGACACUUUAAAGUUGAGAGACUCUUCAGAUUGGGAGUCGCAACUCGUGAAAAGUGCCAAGAAGCUCUUCUAAAAACCGGUUGGAGUGUUGAGGUUGCCGCAUCAAUACUAUUAGAGACUUAGAAAAUUAAUUUUAGUGAAUGUAUUAAAUAAAUUUUAGUUAAAUUAAUUGAAUGAACAUAAUCAACAAAACUACUCGAAUUACUACAAAACUCUUAUUUAACGAAAAAAAGUAUUAAAAUAAAAUAUAAAUUAAUUAUUUAACCAAAACGACG
Messenger RNA from Culicoides brevitarsis, 4142 nucleotides. It is a transcript of the gene Ack, whose product is annotated as activated Cdc42 kinase Ack. The coding region runs from base 583 to 3990 and encodes 1135 amino acids. Lineage: Eukaryota; Metazoa; Arthropoda; Insecta; Diptera; Ceratopogonidae. Gene Ontology annotation, molecular function: protein tyrosine kinase activity; ATP binding. The transcript is spliced from 5 exons. Gene Ontology annotation, biological process: protein phosphorylation. The record is from RefSeq and is a predicted model, not a curated record.